AAUUGGGAUACUGACAGUAAGUACAAAAGGUUUCUUCUAAAGGAAGACAAGAAGCGCAUUGCAUGCUAACACAGAGAUUCAAAUACAAGAAGCCGGCGUUUCUCCUCCUCUGCUCAUUGCAUGCUAACAUAGAGAUUCAAAUUCAAAGAUGGCGUUUUGGGGGAUUUCAAUAACGUACGGUGGAUCCAUUACUCACCGCAGUGAAAACCCUCCAAGAAGGUUUCGAAUUACACAGGCAACCUUGGUGGAGCGAUCAGAUGUUUACAUUAUCAGUUAUAUGAGUUAUGUAGAGUGCAAAAUUGGAGAUAAAGCCCCAAUUUACAUAUGUUCAUUGAACAAAGGUUCGAUUCCCCUUGAGGUUGAAUUUGAAGAGUCUGAAGAUAUCACUUUCAGGGUUAGAGGUCCUCGAGGAGUUCAUCUUUCUGGUUAUUAUAUCAGUCAGAUCACAAAAGCUAAAACUCAUUUAUGUAAAUUGAAAGCUGCUGAAGAUGCUAGAAGUGAUGACAAUGCUCUCAGGCUGUUCAAGUGCAUGGGAACUUGUACAAGCAGAGUUGUUGUCCCGUUAGAAAAUGAGAAUGUUGCAAGCAUCAAACAUUUUGAGGAUGACACUGGCAGUAAUUUGGAAGGUUUACAACAACAAUUUAAUAUUGUUGAGAAAGCAUGUGAAAGUCAAAAAGAUGCAGUUGUCCAGGAUACUGAGAUUUCAGAGCCUCCUGCUAUGAUUGAGUUUGAAAAUGAGGAAGUUGCAGGUCCUAAAUGUCAUGGGGGUCAUGGGGAGGGAAUCACUAGUAACAUGGAAGGUUCUCAACAGCAAUUUAAUAUUGUUGAGAAAGCAUGUGAAAUUCAAAAAGAUGCUGUUAUCCAGGAUACUGAGAUUUCAGAGCCUCCUGCUUUGAUUGAGUUUGAAAAUGAGGAAGUUGCAAGUCUUAAGUGUCGUGGGGAGGGAAUCACAAGUAACAUAGAAGGUUCUCAACAAGAAUUUAGUAUUGUUGGUCAUAUAGGCUAUGUUCAAAAGGAUGAAGCACUUAAACAAGAUAAGAUUUCAGAGCCACUUGUGUUGCAAAGUGAUAAGGUUGCAUGCAUCAACAAUCUUGAAAAGGGCAUUGACAGCAAUAUGGAAGGAUCUCAGCAACAUAAUAAUUUUGAGAGAACAAGUGAUUUUCACAAAGUCACAGAUGAGUUUUGGAAUGAUGAUGGUACAAGUAUCAGGCAUCUUGAGAGGGAUGUUUAUAGUGAUAUUCAAGCUACAAUCUCAUUAGAGAAUGAUAAGGUUGUGAACAUUAAACAUCUUGUGGAGGAUGGUGCUGGUGAUACAGAAGUUUCUCUGCAACAACUAGAUAUUGUUGAAAGAACUCAUGAUAUUCAAAAAGAUGAAACAAUUGUGCAAGAUGCUGAGAAUUUAAAACUGCCUGUGAUUGUGGAGUUUGAAAAUGAGAAGGUUGCAACUAUCAUGCAUCUUGAGGAAAACAUUGCUGAUAUAGAUGAGUUAAGAAAUGAAGAAGGGGUUUGUAUCAAUUAUCUUGAGGACAUUGUGAGUGAUUCCGAAGGUUCUCCACAAGAAUUUGUUAUUGUUGAGAGGCCAUGUGAUGUUCAAAAAGAUGUGCAAGAUGGUAAUAUUGGAAAGUUAGUAGGGGAAUUUCUGAACAAAGAUGAUAUUGAAGCUUUUCCUAGUGCAAACCCUGAAAGUGAUUCAUGUGAUGAAGAAGCUGGCAUUUCAGAGAGGAUAAGUGAUCCCAGACAAAAGAACCUUGAAGGUCUAGCCAAGUUAAAAAAUGAUGAGGUGGUUUGUGUCAAUCAACUUGAGGAGGACAUUGCAAGUGAUAUUGAAAGUUCUAAACAGCAAUUUAUCAUUGUCAAGAGGACAUGUGAUGUUCAAAACCAUGAAGUUGCCAAAGAUGAUGGCAUUCUUGGAAAUUUGGGAGAGGAACUUUUCAAUAAAGAUGAGUUUGCUGUUUUGCCAAAUGCGAACCUUGAAAGGGACAAGGCAGAGUUAAUAAACGGAAAGGCAGAUAUCAGCCCAACCAUGACAAUUGAGCAAUGUCAGGCUGUUUCCAUUUCAUCAACUGUGACUGUGAUUAAAGCAAGUUCCUAUGAGAGGGAGAGAAAGGAGAAAAGUAGGAAGCAGAGGAAGUCUAGAAUUGUUGGGUUGAUUAGCAAUGAGAAUCAGGAUCAAGUUAGGGGCAACAAUGGUGGCACUUGUUCAAAUGAUUAUGCCAGGCAGUUUGAUGGUGAUUUGGUCAUCAUGGAGAAGAGAAAUGUAGAUGCAAGUGUAAGCAUGUGCAAUGAUAAGAUCAAUGAUACAUCUGUUCCAUAUACAGAGUUGGAGGUCGGAAACAGACAGCUUGAAAAGAAGAAAAGGAAAAGAAAGCAUCAAAAGGUGAAAAGGGUUGAGGAGGAUUACAAGAUCAGGCAUGUUGAUGAACGUUUGGUGCUUGAGGGGAAGAGUGCGGGGGAAGUUGGUGCAAGCAUGACUCAUGACAAGAUUCAUGAUGUAUCUGUUCCUCAUUCUGGCAUGGAUGGUGGAAACAUGCAAAAGCCUGAAAAGAAGAAAAGAAAAAGAAAGCAUCAAGAUAUGAAAAACGUUGAGGAUGAUUGCAGGGCCAGGCAUGUUGGUGAUGAUUUGGCUUUGGAGGAGAAGGGAGAGGUUGAAGUUGGUGUGCUUGAUGACAACAUACAUCAUGUAUCCGUUCCGUCUACUGAGUUAGAUGUUGGAAACAUGCAAAAGCCAGAAAAGAAAAGGAAAAGGAAGCAUCAAGAUGUGAAAAGCCUUGAGGAUAAUUGCAAAACAAGGCAUGUUGAUGAUUUGCUCCACAAGGAGACGACAGAGGUGGAAGUAGAUGUGAGCAUGAUUGGUGAGAAGCUUAAUCAUACAUUUGUUCCAUCUGCUGGCUUGGAUGUUGGAGACAUGCAAAUAACUGAAAAGAAGAAAAGCAAAAAAAAGCAUCAGGAUGUGAAAAGCACUGGUGAUAAUACCAGAAUCAGGCGUGUUGAUGGUGAUUUGAUCCUCAAGGAUAAGGGAAAUGUGGAAGCAAUUGUGAUCAAUGAUAUAUCAGUUCCGCUUGUGAAGUCGGAGGUCGGAAAUAUUCAAAAGCUUGAAAAGAAGAAAAAGAGAAGUGCUCAACAAGAUGUGAACAAUGCUGAGGAUGAUUGCAGAAACAGCAGGGAAGUUGUUGAAUCUUCAGUCUUAGAAAAAAAAGGUAAAAUAAAGAAAGGAAAAUCAAAGAUAAGAAGAAAACUUGAGGACCACAAUGGGGUUGCCAGUUAUUCAAAUGUUCUAGAUGCUCCAACCACCAUUGUAUCAGAGUCAAAAUCAGAACAUAAAAAGGAAAAGGAUUCUGAUAGUGAUGUGGUCCACAAGGAGAAGAUACAACUAAACAAGAGAAUGAUAGCAGAAGUCACUGUGAACAUGACUAGUGACAAGCUCAAUGACACAUCAGUUUCAUCUACAAACUUGGAGGUUGGGAAUGUCCAAAAGCUUAAAAAGAAGAAAAAGAAAAGAGAGCACAAGGAUUUGAAAAACAUUGAGGAUGAUUGCAGAAACAGAGAGGAGAUUUCACAGGAGCAAAAUGUCGUGGCGGGGAAGAUGCAUGGUAAAUCCAGUGAAGGACAAACUAAUUCACGGCCAAUUGUUCUUGCUCUUUAUAAUUCACAAACUAGAAUUCACAAGAAGUGAGGGCUUUUUCUCCUUCUUGAUAUUGGAAAAAUGUUCAGAGUUACACGAUUCUUCAAUAGAUUAGAACAUAAGCACAAGCCAUCGAGAAACACACCCUUAUUCGGAAUUACUUCAAGCAUGGAUUCCAUAGAGAAGUAUUUGAACACAGUAAAAAAUUGAAUUUUACAACACAGCUGAUGAAUGAAAAAAAUAAAAAAAACACUUGAGAAAUUA
Messenger RNA from Manihot esculenta (cassava), 3886 nucleotides. RefSeq lists its product as uncharacterized. The coding region runs from base 149 to 3673 and encodes 1174 amino acids. The transcript is spliced from 23 exons. Lineage: Eukaryota; Viridiplantae; Streptophyta; Magnoliopsida; Malpighiales; Euphorbiaceae. The record is from RefSeq and is a predicted model, not a curated record.